Molecule: messenger RNA, 8648 nt
Organism: Hylaeus volcanicus
Lineage: Eukaryota; Metazoa; Arthropoda; Insecta; Hymenoptera; Colletidae
Gene: smg
Product: protein Smaug homolog 1
Exons: 9
Coding region: 296-2137 (613 amino acids)
Biological process (GO): nuclear-transcribed mRNA poly(A) tail shortening; regulation of mRNA stability; negative regulation of translation
Cellular component (GO): P-body
Molecular function (GO): protein binding; mRNA binding; translation repressor activity
Source: RefSeq, a predicted model, not a curated record
AACGAAUCGAGACGGCGAACCAGUGUGGUCACGUAGGCCCACCGUACCGCAUGGUGGAUAGAUGUUUCCUUUAACUCAACGUUGUAUAAAAUGCUAUAAUUGUGUAUUGUUGUUAUUUUGCAAGGGGCACAACGAUCCAGUGGAGCAGCCAUCUCCAGCCUUGCACACGAAUAUUGGCACAUGCCGGUCAUUAUUCGAACGUUGUUGGAAUACAGUUAAAUCGUAAUCUACGCAUCUCUGAAGAAAGUGGAGCUUUUGAUAUUUGCUCCUUGACAUCUAAAACACUGUAAAAAAAAUGAAGUGGUCACCGGGUGCUCUGUUCUGUGAACAAGUAGGUGAACUCACUCGAGUGUUCUCACAGUGGAACGAAUGCGAACAAACCGUGGUUCUAUAUGCUCUACUUCGUCGCAUUCCUGCAGUUCAAGCUAGGUUUCUUGCACAAGCAGUGCAGCAUUCCUUGCACUCUGUUUCUGAAUUGGAUACACAGGAAUUAAAUGCCAAUAAUCCAGCAUUCAUUAACUCAUUGCUCUCAGAGUCGACAGAAGUCGCUAUUAACCAACUGUUAACACACCUACCACUAUUAAGGCCUGGGAAUGUAGAGUGCAAACAAUGCUACUUAGUAGCGAUACCAGAAUUAGUGAGCCAUUGCGUAACUACAGGGCAAUAUACAGAGCAGACUCAACAACUCUUAAGUUAUACUUUGAUCCAUCCAGCUAUAACUAGUCAAGAUAGACGUUCUUUGACUCAGUGGCUUAGACAUCUCGAAGAACGUAUUAGCGGUACACCACCGAUACAUAGCCUCGAGGAAUAUACCAAUACUACUAUUAGGUGGGACAAUACGUGGCAGCGAAAUUCUAAACAGCAACAAAAUGAUCAGACAACUUUGUUUGGUACACAACCAGGUACUGCCUUCAAUAUGCAGUUUCCCCCGCCUGUAUCUCGUCAACGUCGAUCGAAUAGUUUAACACCACCAGUCGCUCCUCCUCAUCAUUUAGAAGUUGUCGAUCGCAGUAAUAACGUAAACUGCACAACUAGACACAAGCCACGAAGUUUCAGUGUCUCUGGAGACCACACAAGCAAUCUUAUCGGAUUAGGGCCACUGAGUCCUCAAAGCUCUUGCGCGAGCAGCGGUAGCGAAGGGCGCUUAGACGAAGCUUCUAACUUAUCGCUGGCUAGUGGUAUGAGAGAUGUUCCAUCAUGGCUUAAAACCUUACGUCUUCAUAAGUACAGCUAUCUAUUUGUUACUCUCAGUUACGAGGAAAUGCUUCAAUUGACAGAAGAUCAAUUAGCAGAGCAAGGAGUGACAAAAGGAGCUAGACACAAAUUAGCCCUUUCAAUCGCGAAAUUGCAGCAGCGUUACUCGACGCUCUUAAAUUUAGAAAAAGAUUUACUCCAACCGACGCGCGAUAGUACACAGUCGACAUCAUUCUUACAAGGGCCAACAGUGCUGGUCAAUACUAUCGACGAAUUAAAAUCAAUUCUAGCUACACCUAUGAAACCAAGUCAAGAAAACGAUCCGCAAGAUAUACCAGCGCAAUUCAGCAAGGUCCUUGGCAAACUGUGUAGCAGAAUGGCAUUGGAUAGCGUGGAUGAUGGCAUUUUGUGCGCUUGUAUUAACAUAUUAGAGAAAGUAUUGCAGCAUGAUUGCUUUACUCCAAACCAGAAGGAAAAGGUUCAACAGUGGCGUAGCAGGCUCGGAAAUCCACGACCUACUCCGAAGUGGCAACAUAAUUACGGAUACAACAACAGAAGAUACUGUAACCCGCAGCAGCACAAUAGAAAACCAAGUCUGAAUUUGGGACACAUUCAUAAUACGCAUCCGCAAAAUAAUUCUUUUGUGGUCAGCCCUCACAGAAAUAGUAUAUCUACUCCGUAUUUACAAAAUAAUCAGAACCAAAGUGUAAAUCAGAAUACUUUACGUCCAGUCCACGCAGCCGAGAAACGACCUAGUUUACAAGAAUCUAGUUUACAGUUACAAAGAACGUUACAGCGUACAUACAGUGCACCGAGGGAUCAUUUCCUUGGCCACUCUGGGAACAACACAUCCGAAACAACGGAACCGGAGAUCAAUUCUCGUCUAGAAUCUCUUUGCUUAAGAAUGACCGAACAGGCGAUCGGUGGUUUCGGCGAGGCCUAACGAAUUCUUCGUUUCGUUGACUGGAUCUACACAGUAAGUCCUGUUUGAAAAAAAGGAAAUUUUUUCUAAAGUGAUACGCGUGUCCUAGCUGCGUUUCUUUUUUUUUUUUUCCUUCAAAGCCGAAAAAGCAAGACUGACUUUUGUAGAUCUUGCGACAAAGAGACCGACAGCGACGAUAUAUAGCGCUGAGACAGGUGCGCGUGUCCCACAUGCACACAUUCACGCUUUAAUAGCCCCUACCAAAUGAAAGAAAAUGUCCGACAUUUGAGACAUUACCAAGGUAACUCGAGUUCGCGGCGUUCACGAAACGACACGCGAGAACAAGAAAAAAAAAAUGAAAAGGAAAAAAAAAUAAUAUUUUUUAUUAUACCCGAUGCAAUUAUACUAUUUAAUGAAACUGACAGAAUUUGGCAAGCCAAAUGCUAUUAGGAAGAUAGAUUCUUUCCUUGACUAUUUGCUGCAUCUAUAUAAAUGUAUUAUAUAAAGAAUAUAUAUGUAUACACAUAUGAUAGAAUUUUAUGGGAAGCGGAUUAAAUCGUAUAACAUAUAUAUGUGAAAGGAAAAAAAAACAAUGGGGGACGAAAAAGGUACACCACAAUUAUUGUGCGAUGUUUGCAAUAUUAUUUUUCGUGUUAUCCAUUUCGGGAAAUGGAAUUCGUCUGAUUUUAAGCGCCAGGACACAUUAUAUAUUAAUGUAAUGUAAUUCAUUUUAAUGACUGACUGAUUUUUACUUCUUUUUUUUUUUUUAUCAUUAUUAUCAUUAUGUUUAUUCUCCUCUUAUUCAUCGCCGCCGCUGUUGCUAUUUACCAUUACUAUUUUCAAUUAUCAUUAUUAUUUUCAUCGACAGCUUUGGCCACUAUUUACCAUCAGCGUCGUCAUUACUAUACGCCCAUUACUAUUAUUACAAUCAUUAUAAUUAUCGCUAUUAUUAUCACUAUACAAAUCUCCAACGCCCGCUGUUGCUAACCAUUUCUACAAUCAUACGACUAACGCUCAUUAUUCCGUAUCCUUUUUACGCUGUUAUUAACUUUCAUCAUCUGUCGUUACCGCUGCUUCUACUAUUACCAAUCCUACCACACUAUACUAUCCCCUACUACUCUACUACCGGUAGUGUCGCUACUAUUACUACUACAAGUACUGCUAUUACUACUAUUAUACUAUCUCCACUAUCACUGUAUUAUUACUGUAAUUCUCUCUCUAUGGAGGAAUCAUACUUAACAAGAAAAAAAGUUCGACAGUUCGUUACAUGCUUUUUAAAAAAAAAAAAAAGAAAAGAGGGACGGGCGGGAUGGGGUAAACAAGAAAAAGAGAACGAACAACGUACACGUUUUUAAAAAUUCAUCUCUGCUAUACCGAGAAGAGAUAAACCUAAACCAGCGUGUAUGCUUUGUAGUUUGCGCACAGAUCUCGUGAUUUUUUACACUCAUAUGCGAGAGUUACCAUGUGUCUGAAAAGAACGAUAUAAAGGGGAAGGAAUCAAGGAUUAAAAAAGAAAAAAAAUUAUGAAAAGGCGAAAAUGAUUAUAUACAAUAAACGGAUUUUAAAGGCCUUAAGGACGUAUUAAGCGAACGUAAAGGGUAUAAGACUAAAUAUUAUACGUAGACGACGUUGUGAAACGAUGGAGACACGUAUAUGUACAUACGUAAUAUAUAUAUAUGUAUAGAUAUAUUAUAUUACGUAUAUACAUAUAUUAACUGGAUCGUAUUUUGCACGACGCGACAUCGAAAUCUGUGGCUUUAAAUUAUAAGCAUACAUCAUUAAACUGCUCUUAUUAUGCACUUUUAGCACUCAAAUGUAACGGUCGCGAGUAAAAACGUAGCAUAAUAUUUUCAUGCAAGACAAGAUGGGGAAAAAAAAAAAGAUCGAUCAAGAUGAGAGAAGGUUAAAUUUAACGAUAAUAAUAAUAAUUAAUGAAAUAACGAUUUAAGAUAGUAUUAGCGACUAAUUGUACCGAUAAACGCGAUAAGAAGAAAAAAAAAAAAUAUAAACGAAAGACUGAAUAAUUCACGCGCCGUGUGCCGGUGAAUUUCGGACGUUUUCGCAUUCGUUUAAUUCGUAGAUAGCUGCACGGCUGCGUGAAUAGAAACAAUUGGAAGACUGCGGAAGGAAAAACCUGUCAAAAUAUUAAGAAUUAGAACUUAUACAGAAUGCGAGAGAGAGAGAAAGGGAACGAGUGAAAUGUGAAACGUGUUAUAACGACAGUAACGUUAGUUGUAAUAUUCUAGGUUUUAAUGAUUAUUUUAACGAUUAUACUCUUCGGUAGGAUGAUGGAUCUAAGUAAUGGCGCGCGGUGAUUUCUCUCGAUUUAAUUAAUUAAUUAGCCUGCUCGAGCGAGAAGGAUUGUCUAUGGAGAACUUGGAACGAUCGAUAAACAAUAUGUUGCAGCGACGGAUUUGUUCCCCAAAACUUUCAUAACCCGCGUACACGUAAACAUAUACACAACUCACACAUACGAAACAUUUUUCUGCUAACAAUUUGAGUCGUUCGUUAUGAAAGUGACCUCCAAAAAUAUAGACAAGCACUGAUCGAUAAUCAAAUUUAUCAAUUGUUUAAUUAGGCGCGAUGAACGUUAUUUCUUUUAAUGUAAAUUAAGUUUAUUUUUUUUCUUUAUAAUAAGAUUUCGCGAUGAAAUAUAGUACGAAUGUAGUGCUGAAAAAUUGCAUCGGUCGUAGUUUGUAAGUAGCGGAUCAAUUUUGAAGAAUAACUCUCGAGAGGAGUACACAGUUGCCAUUGUAGUAACGAUAGUUUAAGUAAGAAACAAAUGAUACAGCGGCUCCAAAGAGGCUGCACUAAUGGUUUUUAAACACUUUUUUAAGCUUAUCGUUCAGUUUAGAAGAUAUUACAUCAUUUUCAUAAUGAACGAUUCGGUCGUUUUCUAUAUCGACAAAUUGAUUAUUCGCGCAGUAACGAUUUGUCCCCCUCUUCUUACUCCUCACACAAAACUGAUUUCGACAAUGUUCACACACACGCACAUAACAGUUUGUUUCCUCACAUUGUGAAACUGCUUUCACACGGUGCGCGCGCGCGUACACAUCACAUUACACGGAUACACGCAGUACACAAGACAUAAUCAGAGCUGGACAAAAUUUUAUUCGAAUAAUAAACGACGAGUAAGACCAACGAUGUAGCAAUUUAUUUGUGACGUUUAAUACAACUGACCAGUAAAAGCUUUAUUUAUUCAUCGUGAAAUAUUUUUAUUCUAUCAUUGAAAUUCCGUAUUUUUAUUUGACAAAUAACAGAUUAAAAGUUGUUGGUCUAUUAUUCGUUAUUCGAGAUUUUCAUCCGAAUAAGAAUUUUGCCCAUCUUUGCGCACAAUAGCACACGCAGAUCACGUUGUCCGACUAGAAUUCCAGAGUUUUGUGCACGUAUGAUUAUUUCAGGAGAGACGGUCAAAAGCUAGUCAAACGAUACAAUUCUAAUUUUUACCAGCUAACGUGUGUAUAGAUAAUUAUUUGUACAUUAAUACCCGCGCAAUUAACGCAGACAAAAGUUGUGAAACAAGAUAAGCGAUGGCGCACGCGCGCGAUCGAAAAGGUAACAAGAAAGGAAUAAAAGAUAUACCGAAAAAACGAAUUAAAAAAAAGAGAGAGAGAGAGAAAAAAGGAAAAAGAGAGAGGAUAGAAGUUGCAAGCGAAACUGAAAACCGAAAAAAAAAAGAAGCGAGAGAAGAAAAUGCAUGUACAAUACGAGAAACAUGUUAGACAUCAGUAUAGUAACAGAUGCCGUGUGACUGCAACCUUGGGUGUGUUGGAGAUGUUCGAUUCUUGCAACAAAAAAAUCGAUUCUAGUGUUUUAAUAGUUCCACGUAGUUUCGAACGUUCGUCGAAGAAAACCUAGAAGCUUCAUCGAAAAGGAAAUAUGGCCACCAACGUGAAAUUACGAUCGAAAAUUGCAUUUCAUAUUUCCUAAGAAAAUUGAAAUAAUCAAAUCUCCCGCGCAUCCAGGUUGCGCGUCUGUUAUUCGGGAGCUGGCGUUACUAUGACAACGGGGUAUGUUUUUUCGCCUCGUACUGUAAUGGCGACUUUUACGUGACGCACGCGAAAAUGUUGAAAGACUGCUUCCAAACGACUUCAGGAAACUCGUUCAACGUAGAAUUAUUAUUUCGUACUGAAACGCAGUAUCUGAAUACGCGAUCGAUUUAAAGGGCAGGACCUGAACUAACUAAUGAAAUGCAAAGAGAUAUUAUCCGCAUCGAACGAACGUGUAUGAUGUAAGUAAUAAUUUUUGUAAUUGAGUGCGCGUGAUUCUGCCAAAGAUGGAUGGCCGUUAAAGGAUAAGAAAGUUUUCUAUGUAAAACCGACCUCGUUGUUUGCGUGGCAGUAAUUCCAAGUAACGUAAUCAUCGUCGCGUAAACGAAACGACGAAUGAGCAUUGCGCUUAGUACUUACGCCGUCGUUAUCGAGUCGUUGAUACUAAGGAUAAGUGAUAGGCAAAAUUCUAUUAGAGUGAUAAAAUAUUCUAUCGAACAAUCAAUUUUAUGAGCUUGCGAUGCAAGCAAUGCAAUCCACUCAAUUUGUUAAGCAAAAUUAGUUUAAGUACAGCUUUCUGUUCAAUCUCUUGCGUUGUGAAAUAUUUAAUUCCAUUGUUCAGAUUUUAAUUCUUAUUUAACGAGUAAUCGAUACAAGGGCCUUCAUCUUUUAGUUGUUAAUCGAAAAUUUUGAUCGGGAUGUGAGUUUUGCCUGUCCGUUAUUGAAAUCCAUGAGAAGCUUCGAAAUGUGUUCAGUCUAGAAACGACUGGCGCGAGGUCGGGUUAUGGCAUUUUUAGGCAGAAACACAGUGUGUGCGAUUCGAUGGCAUCGAAUGGAUAAGACGUUUCCGUUAGUAUAAACCAGGGAUGAGCGAAAUACAUUAUAAAAAGUAUUCAAAUGACAGAAACCUUACAGACUUUUAUUUCUAGUUUCAACCGUUAAUUAUUUUUGAAUCUCUUUGGUAAUACGCAGGUUUUUGUUAUUUUGGAUAAAAAUUAGUUACGGUUAAAACAUUUCAGUGGAUUAACUUUGACAAUACUUGUUCAGCUACUUUACGAUUAAUUUGUAUUCUAUUUGGAAUGGAAUGCUUAAAAGUAUUCGUGUGUUGUAUAGCUAUACAACUACAGAAUACACAGGUAUCUCGUAAAUCGAGCGAUCGGUAGAUGUUAAAUAUAAUUAGUAUUUUGCAUAGAAUAGCAAAUAUCGAUAUUUGAUCACCGCAGAAUAAUGUGACACCAUCAGAUUGUUUGUCUUUCGUUCUAAGUACUGAAUUUACGCGUUCAGUAUUUUAGAUGUACACGAAAUACAAAAUCAUUCGAACGUGUCCAUUCCUGGUUAUACAGACUUCGUACGCACGACAUUCUCGACUUGCUCUCUUAUCCAUUCGUUGCGUUUGCUUUAAUUCGCUUUAGAAGCGAGGUGUACCACGACGAAGUAAUUGUUAGCGCUAGCACAGGAUAUUCUCUUUGGCCGGAUGCUUGCGUUCAGGUGAUCGACUCUUAGGAACGUAUAUACAUAUAUAUAUCCGGGAGUAUAAAACGUAGCGACAUUGUUUUCGAAGAAAAAGAUUUCACAGCGUAGAGAGCAAGUUUCCGGCCGAAAGCGUCGUUGAUGAUAGCCCAGGUAGCAAAACGGUGAUUGUCGACUGAUUUGCUUCGGUAAGCUAGAUUGCGGAAAAGCGUUUAGACACUUGUUAGCGAUGCAGAAGCGGUUCGAUUGAUUCGGUGUAAUAAUCGCGCGUGGAAUCGAAGAUGGGUAAAAUUUUUAUCGAAUAAUAGACUGUAUAAUAAACAUUAUUAAUUUAGCAGGUUUACUCGUGACGUUUAUUCAAUUGGACAACUAUACGGGAUAAGUUUGAAUUCUUUGAAACACAACUUCGUUCUACAAUUUGAAUCCUAAUUUUUAUUUAACGGACAACGAACGAAUAAGUUGAAAAUGGAACGAACGAAAAGAAGAAUUUUACCCAUGGCGGAGAGGGGCUUCUGCACUUUUUAGGCGUGCUUUGGCUGGCGAACGUGAAUGCUCGUGAUGACGACAGUGUACGGUAAAAUUAAACGAGUCUCUGUAUAGGUUUUGUAUCGUUUAUAUUCGAUUACGGGUGUUUGCACGUUACGGUUCGCAACGGUCGCGUAUGUAUUGACGAUAUUAUGGGGACGAAUUCGCGAUACCUUUCGUGUUGAAUUAGAUCAGUCGAACAACGUUGGCCAGCCAAAUUCAAGGAACGAACCGUAAGUCAAACGCCGUUUUAUUGAAGCGUAGUAGAAAGAGCGAAUUUUCGCGCGACGUUCGCGGAGGGUGCGCGUUAUUGUCUGGAUUUUACAUCCAUCGAUUAUGUAUCGCGGAGCAGCAAGGUUUAUCGGGACUAGUAUGUUGCGUUGUCGCCAAAGAAUGCCUCUGCUACGGCGCCUUCUGUUAAUUAUUAAGAGACGUAGCUUUUGAAUUGUCAGAUUGCUAACUGGGAUAUUUUAGUCACGUAAGCUGGAUAACUUGUAAAAAUGCAAUUUUUGUACUGUUAUAACGUUAAAUAGACGAAGGUACACUGA